Molecule: messenger RNA, 3306 nt
Organism: Cyprinus carpio (common carp)
Lineage: Eukaryota; Metazoa; Chordata; Actinopteri; Cypriniformes; Cyprinidae
Product: neuronal acetylcholine receptor subunit non-alpha-3-like
Biological process (GO): regulation of membrane potential; monoatomic ion transmembrane transport; signal transduction
Cellular component (GO): synapse; postsynaptic membrane; neuron projection
Molecular function (GO): acetylcholine-gated monoatomic cation-selective channel activity; transmembrane signaling receptor activity
Source: RefSeq, a predicted model, not a curated record
CGAGCGCUCUUUUUUUUCUCCCUGCUCCGCUGCAGCUGCUCGGCGAAUGAAUGGCAUCUUUCUCAACAUCACGUAAACGCCGACGGGGUCAGCGAAAGCAUCUUCCUCUUGUGUUCGCCUCGGACGGAGCAGCCUGAAAAAACAACUUCGUUCAUAAUUAAUUUAUAGCUUUAUCACACAGCAGGUUGCAGUACACCUGAUCGUUUUACGAAACGGCUCGGUGUGCGGCCGUAUGAAUAAAAAAAGAGAAUACCCCCUUUUAUUGAUGACAGAGGCUCACUGUUCAAACAGCAUGAAAUAAUUCCACUGAAUGAAGGAACUGAAGCUGGGAAAGACAGCAUGAAGUUACAAAUCUCCGGUCUUUUGCUCGUAAUGGCAGUAGCCUAUGCAACGAUAGAGGCUCCUGAAGAGAUUCUCUCACUUGCUGAGAUGGAGGACACGUUGUUGAGGAAUCUUUUUCGGGGCUAUCAGAAGUGGGUGAGACCUGUCCUUCACGCCAACGACACGAUUACCGUUCGCUUCGGUCUAAAGAUCUCGCAGCUGGUGGAUGUGGAUGAGAAGAAUCAACUAAUGACUACAAAUGUCUGGUUGUGGCAGGAGUGGACAGACUAUAAGCUGCGGUGGAAUCCAGAAGAUUAUGGUGGAAUCACAUCCAUCAGAGUGCCCUCAGAAACUAUUUGGCUACCAGACAUUGUCCUUUAUGAGAACGCUGAUGGCCGAUUUGAGGGUUCUCUGAUGACCAAAGCCAUUGUAAGGUUUAAUGGUACCAUCAUGUGGACUCCUCCUGCCAGCUAUAAAUCCGCCUGUGCCAUGGAUGUCACCUUCUUCCCAUUCGACAGACAGAACUGCUCGAUGAAGUUUGGGUCGUGGACAUACGAUGGCACGAUGGUGGACCUGACCCUGGUGGAUGCAUACGUAGACCGCAAAGACUUCUUUGACAAUGGGGAAUGGGAAAUACUCAACGCUACUGGCCAGAGAGGCAGUCGGCAUGACGGCAUUUACUCCUAUCCUUACCUCACAUAUUCAUUCAUUCUUAAACGUCUUCCUCUCUUUUACACACUCUUUCUCAUCAUCCCAUGUCUCGGUCUGUCGUUUCUCACCGUGCUGGUCUUCUACCUCCCCUCGGAUGAAGGAGAAAAGCUUUCCCUCUCCACCUCCGUCCUUGUGUCUCUCACUGUGUUUCUUCUCGUCAUUGAAGAGAUCAUUCCAUCUUCCUCUAAAGUCAUUCCUCUGAUAGGAGAGUAUCUGCUUUUUAUCAUGAUCUUCGUCACAUUCUCAAUCAUUGUAACUGUCUUUGUCAUUAACGUCCAUCAUCGUUCUUCUGCCACAUACCAUCCCAUGGCACCGUGGGUUAAAAGUCUUUUCCUCCAGAGAUUACCUAGACUGCUCUGCAUGAGGGGACACACUGAUCGUUAUCAGUACCCAGACAUCGAGCUGCGGAGCCCAGAGCCAAAAACAGGAAUGAAAAGAGGGCAACAGAAGAGUGCCGGAGGAGGACGAGGGGGCUUUAAGGAAGAUGAGAACCAGGCCUGGAUUGCCCUGUUGGAGAAAGCCACUUACUCAGUGCACUACAUUUCCAAACACAUAAAGAAGGAACACUUCAUCAGAGAGGUCGUUCAGGACUGGAAGUUUGUGGCUCAGGUGUUGGACCGGAUCUUUCUCUGGGUCUUUCUCACAGUUUCUGUGCUUGGGACCAUCCUUAUCUUCACCCCAGCUCUGCAGAUGUACCUCAGCACAUCUUAGAGAUUUCAGCCUACGCAAUAUCUUAUGACAUUCUUAUGACCUCUUUGAAAUAUGUGUAGUUCUGUACUGUGUAAAAUGUAUAACAACCUUUUUUAUGCCUCUCAUUUUGCAUUCAGUCUUUUAUUUAUUUAUUUCAUGUUAAAAAUGUGUCAUUGUCCAUGUAAGUAAUAUUUUACUUUGUGAUUUUAUGAUUCUGCUCAGUUUGCAGUAAAUGUAAAAAUUGUUAUCACUAUCCAGAUUAAUAUAUUGUUAAUUAAUUUUAUUUAUAAUGUUGCAUUCUUCCUGUAAGUCUGGAUGAUGAUCAAUUAUAAUACUAUCUCUCUUAUUGGCACAGCUGACAUUUACUGUGCAUGCUAUUAUGUUUUCCUAUUUUUAGUACUGUUAAGAGAAGUUGUAUUAUGCCUUGGAUGAUAUUAUGCAUAUGUAAAUUGUAUGCAGAUGAGGCCAUGCAUAAUACAAAGCGCAUGUGUAUGUAGCUACAAUUUUCCAUAAUCUGGAAUUUAUAAAUAGAACUCUGCAAGAUUUUGGCUCAUAUAUUGUUUUAUAAAUCUUCCAUUUAUGCUUAUGUAUAUUUUUAGGAUGAAAUUUACCAAAUGUCAAGCAUCCUUAUCCCUUAACCCUUGGAGAUACUGUUGCUGAUUCAAUGGGUGAUGAGAUUAAAUGAUCACAACUUGUCUUUGGCAUCAUUAGCAAGGACUGUGUUGUACACCCUUCUUUAUUUCUGUCCAUAGAUACUCUUUUAUCCAAGGUCAGUAAAUGGAGAUGUCAGCUGAACAAAAUAAAUCACAUGAAUUUAUGUAAAUAAUCUUUUUACUGAUCAGUGCAAGUGUAUAUACUGCUGUGACACAUCAGAAGGUUCAGAAUUGCCUGGCAUUUUCCACAGGAAACACUGAAUCAGUGUUAUUUGGGUCCUUAAAAUAAUGUUUUCGAGAGAACCCUAAACCUAGACCUUUUUCGGGGGUGAAUUUACUGUAAAAAUGCAAGCGUAGUAGAGGGAAUUCAGGAAACUGGACACCUUUGAUACUCUGACCAUAUUGCUGUAUAUAUUUAAAAUAUAUAUUAGUUGCACUUCAUUUUACAGUGGCCUUGAUACAGUGUAAUUAUACAAUUGCUUAGUAAUAUUAAUCAACAACAUGUACUUACCAUAGGGUUAUGGUUAGGAUCAGGGUUUUGUUUAUAUUUAUGGGGUUAGUUGCUUGUACUUAGGCAGAAUUUAUUGUUAUUUGUAUAGUAUGCACAUGUAACUUGUAACAAGGACACUGUAAAAUAAAGUGUUAGCAUAUUUUAUUUUCACUAACAAAAAGAGGCCAAUUCAGUUUAAAUUUACAAGAAAAGUGUUAAACAAAAGUAGAAUGUAUUGGCAAAAUGUUACUGUAGUUCCUCUCUAAAGCAUCUGUCUUUUACCAUUGAUGAUACUGAUGUCACAUAUUAAAGUCAACCCAAAAUCUUAUUGUGCAUGAUUCAUCAGUGCAUGCUCUUCCCCUCCAAUGACUCAAAAUAUGAAAGUAAAAUGUGUACAUAUGAUUUCAUGUUGGCUUUUGUAUUUAUGAUUGAGUAUGUAUU